This is a messenger RNA of Angiostrongylus costaricensis, 1581 nucleotides long. The record is from the annotation of a GenBank genome assembly. Lineage: Eukaryota; Metazoa; Nematoda; Chromadorea; Rhabditida; Metastrongylidae.
AUGCAUCUGGACCAGCACACCUUCUACGAUACCGUAUUCCGUCAGAACCAUGCGUUUGUCGUGGAAUUUUAUGCCGAUUGGUGUGGUCAUUGCCGUGCAUUCGCUCCAUACUACCGAGAUUUCGCCUACUAUGUCAAAGAGUGGAAUACAAUUGUGACGGUGGCAGCAAUCAAUUGCGCAGACAGCUUUAAUGCUCAAGUAUGUAGUGAAAACGGGAUUACUUACUACCCAAUACUUAAGUACUUUCCACGGACUGCCAGAUCGCCAAAUCAGGCCCAAAAUUUGGAAACUAAACAUUCAGCGGAAGAAAUACGUGAGGCGGUGAUGAGAAUGGUAGCCAAUGAGUAUUCGGUCGCUAAAUAUCCAGACUGGCCGAAUUUCUCACACAUUGUCGUUGAUGCACAUUCAACUUAUGGCCACCUUUGGGAAGGAAUACCUGAAUCUGCAAACUAUUUAGCGAUCAUUUUCGAAGUUUACGAUGGAAUCGGAGCACGGUUCAUACUGGACCUCGUAUCACGUUCAAAUGUUCUCGGUGCUCGGCGAGCUCUCUCGAAUUCUCCACUCGUCCAGAUGCUAAGAAUCCUUCAAUUUCCGACUGUUGCACUAUUCAAACGUGAUCAUCAACAAGCGCUUUAUAUGCAAAUGUACUCAAAUUCAACGUAUUCGGAUCUUGAUCGUGUGAUUCUGAAUGAUGCACACGAUUCACGGGCACUUCAAACUUUACGUACAACUACGAUACCGCCACUUAUGACAUCCCCUCAAAUAUCAAUAGUGGACUGUAAUAUAUAUCCGGACAGUUGUCGACAGCUGUAUUUCGUAUCGGAGACGGACAUGUUGAAAGCAAUGCGCAUGGCACUCUACGAUGAAGUGAUUCGAACACCUGGUCACGUCAAAGGCGAGAACUUCACUGCACUUGAGGAUUUCAUCACUUUUCUUUCCCAUCACUUUCCAGUUCUUUCCUUCUCAAAUGAUGUUCUUAGAAAUAGUGAACGGGCUCGCAUGGUUUUCGCCCACUUGAGAGAAUAUCUGGGACAACAACGAGGUGAAAAUUCAGUAUCUGUUGACGAUUACAGGAGACAGUUCGAGAACGUUGAGCGAGUGUUUGCCAGUCCAUUCCCAGUCAGUUCUUCAUGGCAGCAUUGCAAAGGUACAACACCAGUUUUCAGAGGCUAUACAUGUGGACUAUGGACGACAUUUCAUGCGCUCACAGUGCAUACCUAUAUUGACACUAUCAAGGAGAACAGUAUUGAUGCAUUGAAACCACUCAAAGCGAUCCAGGGCUGGGUAAGAAGUUUUUUCGGUUGUCAAGAUUGCAAGAAUCAUUUCAUGAAUAUGACCACAAAAAUGUUCCCGAUGACUGAACGAAGGGUUCGUUAUCCACAUGAUAUGAUGACGUACCUCUGGAGAGCUCACAACAUCGUGAACAAUCGUCUUCAUGGUGAUCCGAGUGAAGAUCCACAAUUUCUCAAGAUGCAGUUCCCCCCGCCAUUUCUCUGUCCCAUUUGUCAUUCGGGGGGACAAUUUAGCAGACGACAGGUAUCGUUUACAAGGAAGAUUUUAACACAUAUCAGCAAAGCGUAG